AUGAGUUUAUCGUAUGCUGAAAGUCUUUCUUACUUUCCGCAUAAGGGGAAAGUUGGUAUGCCUGAAUUAAGUGAAAAAUCGGAUGAAUUACAACUUAAAUUAAAUCAAUUAGAAGAAAUGAUUCGUCAAAGUCAUCAUACGGUUGUUAUUACUGGAGCUGGUAUAUCAACAGAUGCUGGUAUUCCUGAUUUUCGAGGACCAAAUGGUGUUUGGACAUUGGAAAAACGUGGUGAAAAACCUUCGUUUAAUACUGGUUUUGAUAAAGCAAUACCAACAUAUACACAUAAAGCUUUAUGUCGAUUAGAAGAAAACAAUUAUUUACAUUAUGUAAUUAGUCAAAAUAUUGAUGGACUUCAUCAUCGAUCUGGAUUACCGUUAGAUAAAUUAGCUGAAUUACAUGGAAAUGUUUUUUCAGAAGAAUGUGAAGUUUGUCAUGCACAGAUUAUUCGUCCAACAUGUGUUGGUUCCUAUUGUCGUAAACGAACAGGUAAUAUUUGUAAUUCUGUCAAAGGACGACAUAAAAAUUUAUCAUGUCGUGGAAAAUUACGUGAUACUAUACUUGAUUGGGAAGAUCCACUACCAGAACCAGCACUUAAACUAUCUGAACAACAUUGCGCUAAAGCAGAUCUAUGUUUAUGUUUGGGUACGUCAUUACAAAUUCGUCCUUGUCGCGAUUUACCACGAAAAACAAAGAAAAAUGGAGGAAAAGUAGUAAUUAUUAAUCUACAAAAAACAUCAAUGGAUUCAAUAGCUAAUUUAGUUAUUCACGAACGAUGUGAUCAUGUUAUGAAAUAUAUAUUAGAAAAACUUAAUUUAAAUGAUACAUCAAAAUAUUCUCAUGUCAAAAAAGUUAUUCUUCUUUCUGGUAAAUAUAAAUCUGGAAAAGAUUAUAUUGGAAGAAAAUUAACUGAAAAUCUUUCGGCUUUAUAUUUAAAUAUAAAUGAAUUUAUAAAACUUCAAUAUGAUAAAACACAUACCAAAGAUUCAUCGGAUAGUGAAGAUAUUUAUCAAACGAAUAUCAUUAAAUGGAGAGAAGAAAAAUCUCGUGAAGAUCCAACAAUAUUUUGUCGAACGAUAAUUGAAGAAAAAGAUCAAUUAUGUUCAUCAUAUCCAAUAUGGAUUAUUAAUGAUAUUAAAUCUUAUAAAGAAAUUGAAUAUUCAAAAACAAUUUUUAAUGAUCGUUUAUUAUUUGUUCGUAUUGAUGCAUCGAAUGAAAUACGACAAAAACGCGGUUGGAAUUCUCAAAAUGAUACUGAUAAUUCCGAAUUAGAUUCUCAGUUAGAUACAAACAUUCAAUGGUCAUUUAUUUUUUCAAAUAAUGAAGAAAAUACAUUUAAUGAACAAAUGGAUCAUUUAACGAAAAUGAUUAAUUCUUAA
Messenger RNA from Adineta steineri, 1377 nucleotides. NCBI's taxonomy places the organism in Eukaryota, Metazoa, Rotifera, Eurotatoria, Adinetida, Adinetidae. The record is from the annotation of a GenBank genome assembly.